AUGGAAUCCGUGUUUAAUUAUCAUGACUCGCAGUUGCUCUGCGGAAACUUGGCGGAAGUGGAGGAUGUGUUGCUGAGGUUCCCCAUGCACAUUGAUUGGUACGAACUGCUUCCAGCUGUGCUGCUCUUUGACUUCACGUCUCGUCCCACCGUCGAAGACGUUCCUAAUGCAGUGGAAAUGUGUCUUAGACUCUGUCGUAUGGGCGAAAGGGGCACCGAGCUGAGGCCCGUGGAUCUCAUCCUCAUCUCUUUUGCCAAAUUGAAUCGCAAAAAAGGUAUCGACCAAUCAGCUGCUGGCUUCAACAAUUGUUGGUUCCUCGCGCAUUGGACGGAUCUCAUGUACAGAGCUGGAACCUUGGGCUUCAUGGACGAGAAAGAUGCCAAAAGAUACCGACAGCAGUUUGUGCUCGACUACGCAUUACAGCUGAUUGACGAAAACUUGAGCAACAUGUCCUCUGCCCACUUUUGGACGAUUGCGAUGAAUUACUUGGACAAGAGCGAUCAGUACAGUCGACGGAUGUUGGAGAACCGGCUUCUGAGGUUGCCCUUGCAAAAUGAACGGGCUGUUUUGCGACUCCUUCAAAUUUCGCAACAGGAGGGGAUGCAAGAAGUUGCGCUGACGUUGUGCCGGGUCAAGUGCCGGGAAUCAGCGUCGAAAGGCCAGUAUUAUGCAGCGAUAUUGUGGGCCAUGCGUUGCGGAGAGGCAUCUACCAUCGCCUUGGCCACCAGGGAAUUCGUUCGAGCACUGGUCCAAGAAUCAUCUCGGGAGAACCUGACUUCCCUGGACAAAAUUGACAUCCCGGCUGCGUGGACCGCGGUGUCGCCCGAUCUGGCCUUUUUGGCCAACUACAGGGAGUUCUGUUUCUACAAGAGGCAAAUGAAGCACGCAGAUGCUUUGAACGUGCUCGUCAACAUGAUGAAAUCCAGCCACGUUCCAUCACUAUUCCGUCCGAUCCUCAACUCGGAUGCCGUGAUGCUGAUGAACGAAGAAAGCGCGCGGUUCACCGUGGAAGACAUUGAGAGCAUCAUGAGAUACGUGGACAAGUCUGGUCAAAUGCGGCAGCAGCAGAAACACGGAUCAUGUGGUGCAUCCCUGGCUACGGUGCGGAAAACCCUGCUGAAAAAGUAUGAGACUCUCGCCGACAGCAGCUGAAUGAAGGCAAAUCGCGGCGAACACGAUUGUGUGUUGAGAUGAUUUUUUUUCCUUCCUGAAAGCGAUUGAAAUUCCAGUGUGGAAUUGUGUUUUUUUUUUUUUUAAAUAAGGUGUCGCUCAUGAAACUCGAAUGAGGAAAAGAGAUGCAUUUUCAUUUUGCCUA
Molecule: messenger RNA, 1315 nt
Organism: Notodromas monacha
Lineage: Eukaryota; Metazoa; Arthropoda; Ostracoda; Podocopida; Cyprididae
Source: the annotation of a GenBank genome assembly